Eufriesea mexicana is the source of this 4633-nucleotide messenger RNA. RefSeq lists its product as uncharacterized. The annotation marks the transcript as partial. Gene Ontology annotation, cellular component: cytosol. Gene Ontology annotation, biological process: tRNA methylation. NCBI's taxonomy places the organism in Eukaryota, Metazoa, Arthropoda, Insecta, Hymenoptera, Apidae. The record is from RefSeq and is a predicted model, not a curated record. The transcript has 7 exons.
CAUAAUUAUUAAGUUGAAUUUUUUGUUUCUGAGUUAUAAUAACAAAAUGUGUACAAAAAGUAUGGAAUUGAAUUAUGUAAUUAAAGAGUUACAAACAUGUACAGAAGACACUGCUAUUUUCAGAAAAUUGAUAAACUUUACUUCAUCAUGCAAAGAACCCUGGGAUGAUGAAUAUUUGAAACAAUGGCAACCAGUCCUUAUCUAUACCAUAGAAGUUGUUAUUCCAAAUAUGAAAAUAAGAAGAGAAAGAGCCUUAUUAGCUUCCCACACAUUUUUUGCUUUAUUAUCAAUGCAAUCUAGUUUGGUUCUUCUGAAAGAAAUUUUUACAAAUCUUUUGAGUUCUAAAUGUAAUGAAAUAUAUAUUUUCGAUAAAAGAUAUGAUACCGCCGAAUUUGAAUUAUUUAAGCUAAUUUGUACUUAUGGGUAUUUACAAGUAAAUCGGAAUGAGAUAUAUUCUAAUGAUGUUUGUUUUCUCAUUUUUGAUGUUAUAUAUGAGCAUUGUAUUCAAUAUACUAAACAUUCUUAUUUUGCAUACAAAAUAUUAUACAUGUGGUUGCUGAAAACAAUUAAUACAGAGAAUAAUUUUUGGACCACAUAUUCAGAGUUAGAGCAGAAACUUGAAGAAAUUAUUUUUUCAAAUUGGUGUAAUGCUAUCAGUGAAAUAAGUAAGCAAAAUUCAGGACUUAUUUUUAAUAUGUACCUAAAAGUUAUGGAAAGAAAAUAUAGUGGAUACUUAAAAUAUUUGUUUAAGCAUUGUGUUGAUACAAUUUCUUGGCAAAACGAGUUAAAGUAUGAUAUACUCGCGGAAAUUUGUAAAGUUUGGAACAAAACUAAAAUCAUUACAUCUUAUAAUUUUCUACUUUCCUUAUGUAAUAGUUUGACAAAACAUUACUUAUGUUCGGCUGGUACAAAAGUUUAUCUUGCAAUUGUAAAAAAAUUAAGCGAAAAUGAGUGGAAAGAAGCAUUUAGGGAUAUAAUGUACUAUCUCUUUCACCAUUGGGAAUCGUCAGAAAAUGAAAAUCAUAAUGCACUUCAAUUACUUUGCAAAUACUGGAUUGAACCAGUUGUUAAGAAAUAUAAAAACAUUUUGCCUUAUUUAUGGGAUUUAAUCAAAGAUAUAAAAGAACAUUUUUUACGUUCACAUCUUCAAAAAAUGGCUUGUGAAAUACAUGUUGAUCUUCCACAACAAGCAAGUAUAGAAUGUUAUAUAAACCAUAAUAAUGAGAUUGUGAGAUUGAAUGGAUUUGCCAUAAAUUGUUAUCAAGUAACCAAAUUAUACAAUGAAAAUAGAGAUCAAUUUCUUAAAAUAAGAAAUUUUUUAUGGCAUAAUGCAAAUAGUACAACAGUGUGUAUGAGAGAUGGAAUUGUAAAAUAUUUUAAGAUAUUUUAUGCUAAUGUUUUAAAAAUGUGUGAUAAUAAUCAAGAUUGCAUACAUGAUGUGUACUAUAUCACACAUUGGUUGCAUGAAUUUUUUUUGGAUUGUUUUGAAAUUGGUUCUUGUUAUCAAAGAAAGAUUCUUGGUUUAAAUUUAUAUAAAGCCACACUUUCAUUUAUGGAUGGACAUGUAAUAAAUAAACUUAACAAAAACUGGAAAUUUACGAAUAAGAAAAGUUUAUUUAUUUUAUUAAGGCUUGUAUUGGAUUCUAUGCUUGAUGUUAAACAAUUAACUACUUCUAUUAUUCUUAAUUAUUUUGAUAAAAAUAUUUUGUCUAAUGCAGAGAAACAAGUAUUAUUUCACACGGCAUUGAAAAGUUGUAAUUCCUCUAAAUUUUAUGAAAUAGAAAGUGGAGUAACCCUUAUAUCAAUUUUGGUAAACUGGCUACCUUUGAAUAUUUUACGAGAUCAUAAAGAUUGCAAUAAUCAUUUGAAAUAUUCAGACUUUUUAUUUAAUGAAGCUGCUAAUCAGUUAAUACAGAUGAAACAAGAUGUGCUAAAGGCAAUUGUUCAAAAUAAACCAUUUUAUGGUGUAAUGACUGCUCUAUUAAAUACUGCUUUCCAAAACUGUCAAAAAAAUUUCAGUAUAACUUUUGAAUUUACUGAAAAAAUUUUGUAUUUAUUGGAAGAUGCUGUACAUUUCUUCCUACAGAUACUUUCCUCAAAAUCAGAGAAUACAGAAUAUUCAUCAUCAUUUGCAGAAAUGGGAUUAGCAAUUAAUGAAACAAUAAAAAAUAGUGAAAUAGAUAAUAUCUAUUUCAAUGAUUUAAGUUUAACUCCUGCACACCAGGUACUUAUUUCUUGUAUUUGGAUGUCUCUAAAGGUCUCCUGUGAAAUAGCUUCUGAAAUAGGUACAUUAAUGUAUUCUGAUGAUAUGGUCGAGCGUUCCACUAAUAUUAUUGCUACUGUAUUACUCAGGUGUAGACAUAAAGGUGUAGUGGAAGCUGCGGGUACAACGAUAGGGCAAUUAACAAGAUGUUUGUGUAAAAAUGCUAAAUAUUCUAAUUUACCAAAAACACAUAUAUUGCAUACACUAGAAAAUGAUUCUAUGCAUUCGUUAAAUAUUACCAGAAGGGGUGCUGGAUUAUCAAUAAUGUUUCAUAGAAUUGUCGUUAGUGAUAAUCGGCAAGAUAGACCUCUUUUACAUUUUGCGGUACAAAAAUUGCUAGAUCUACUGGAUAAUAUUUCGGAUGAUAGUUUGAAAAAUAUAGAAUCGCAACACGAUUCUCCGUGGGCAAGAUAUUUGCAUUUUUUGCGGGCAUUAGUAGCCGACAAAGAAAUACACGCACAGUUAACUCCGUACAUGGAGAGAAUUUCACUAACAUGUUUUAGAUAUUUAGAAUCUGAAAUAUGGACUAUCAGAAAUGCAAGUCUACAAUUAUUUGGCUCAAUAGUUCCGAGAUUAAUAGGCCAAAGUUACAGGGACAAAUUAGAUUUUGGAAAUGGUUAUUCAAUUAAUCAUUUCGUUACACAUUAUCCUGUACUCGCAGAUUAUGUUAUGAAAGAAUUGCAUAGAUUUUCGUUCACGUUUAAAAAGUUUUCUACUGCUUUAUAUUUACAUUCAAAUAUUAUUCAUAUCCUUAUACUCCUUUCAAAAUUUUCAAGCAGCACUUGCAACUUAAUCGAUUAUUCCUCACAAACAUACAUAUAUCAAAUAAAAUAUUUACUUUGUAUGCUGUUUGAAAAUCCUGUUUUAUAUGUUCGCCUUUUAGCUGCAAAAGCAUAUGCAGCAUUAACAGACUUCUUACAAAUUAAAUAUGAAUUUAAGAAAUUAAUGCGCGAUGUUUCCAUCUGCCGAAAUGUUAAUUUAAUCCAUGGUUAUUUGUUAACCAUGAAAUUUCUGAACGACAAGUUAUCUAGUGAAAUCGAAAAUAUAAAUUUGUGUUCAAAUAUUGAAUAUAGGGAUUAUGGUUUAAAACAGUCUUCAGAAUUACUACGAUUUCGAAAAGUUUUACAAAUUUGGAGCAAAAUAUCCAAAGGAGAGAAUAAUUCGCAAAUAUGUUAUGUACUGGAAACGUUAUUUCUGCAAUUAAAAAAAUUUAUUUCUAAUGAUAUAUCUGAUAAAGACGUAUUUCUUUUUAAUAGUAACAGAUCUUUACUCUUUUCUGAGAAAAUAAAACCGGGUUUUUUUCAAUUUAUUGAUCUUUCUAUAGAAUUAUAUGCUGACUAUAUAAAUCGUACAAAUAAUAUUAAUAUUGAUAUUGUUCAUGAAAUUUUAUACUCUGUUUGCAUUGAUCAAAGUAUUGCUUUUUUAAACCAUGUAUCACAUUGCUCGCCAAUUUUGAAGAUUGUACUUAAACGUUUAUUGUUGGACAGUUGGGAUCAUAACGAAUUAUUUUUAAAUGCAAUGAUAAAUUACGUUUUGGAAACCUUGAAAUACAUACCGUUAUUAGAUAUAAGUGAAUUAGAUAUUGAAAGUAUAAUAGAAAAUUCAUUUAUUGAAAAAUUAAAACCCACAAAAUAUUCUAAUUUAUGGUGUUUAAAAUGUAUACUACUACUCUUUUCCCGAAACGAGACAAUGAUAAAUGACGUACUGUUCCAUGCUCUUAAUUUAAGUGUUCAUGAAGAAGAACAUAUGAGACGAAUUGCAACUGAAUUUAUGCAAUUCGCGGUUUAUCGGUUUGCGGAAUUAACAAACAAAAAUAAGUUAACCAUCUUACAUUGUUGUUUAAUUCUGCUAAAAGAUGAAAUUAUAGAAAUACGAAAAGUUAUUGCAGAAAAUUUAAGAACUCAUGUUUUACAGAUAAUUAGUAGUGAUUAUAGUACUUUAAAACAUGACGAAUAUAUAUAUCAAAGACUAUUAUCCGACGUAAUUCUUGGAAAACUAAAUUUUUCUAUGGAUGUCAAUAUGAAUCUAUUUUUCAUAAAAUUAUUCACACACGAUAUUAAGGAUUUUGAUAAUAAUACAACAAUUGAAAACCCUUUCUACCAUGAUGAUAAUUCUUGUUAUAAAGAAAAGUCAAAGUUUCUAAAUCUUUGUUUUUAUUACACGAAACGAAAGAAAUACAGCUAUAGCGACUACCCGAUAGAAGAUUAUACAAUAGGAUAUGAUAAUAAAAAGUAUGUAGAUAUUCUAAAUGAUGUUGAUACGAAAUAUCAACUGCAAAUAAAAAGUUACUUCGAUGAUACUAAUUUAGAAGCUGUUUUAAAUACAAAAUAUGUAGAUUAUUUAUUAAAGAAAAAAGAAAUUGUAAUACAG